Molecule: messenger RNA, 1580 nt
Organism: Hyla sarda
Lineage: Eukaryota; Metazoa; Chordata; Amphibia; Anura; Hylidae
Gene: PTGR2
Product: prostaglandin reductase 2
Exons: 10
Coding region: 116-1198 (360 amino acids)
Biological process (GO): prostaglandin metabolic process
Molecular function (GO): 15-oxoprostaglandin 13-reductase [NAD(P)+] activity
Source: RefSeq, a predicted model, not a curated record
GUUUCUUAUGUGCAGAAGAAAAGAAAAAAUACAAAAGCACUUGAAAGCAUGAAGGUUAAAAGAGUUGUAUUGGCAUCUAGGCCAGGAAGAAAGAAAGAAGAAAUGAAGAAAAUUUAUGUCCUUUAUUUAUCACUUGCUGCAUAAAAACAUAGCAAAGCAUGCGCUGAAGCUGCACCGUCCCAAACCUGGAAAUGAUGGGGAGCCAGCAACCGAAAACUUCCGUCUGGAGGAAACAGAUCUUACAGAGGAGCUCAUGGAUGGACAAGUUAUGACCAAAACCUUAUACAUUUCUGUGGAUCCUUACCUGCGUUGUCGAAUGAAUGAAGAUUCGGGCGCAGAUUAUAUCCAGUCAUGGAAGAUCUCGAAAGUGCUGGAUAGCGGUGGUAUUGGAGUUGUGGAGCAAAGCAGACAUGGCCACAUUAAACCUGGGGAUAUUGUUACAAGUUUCAACUGGCCCUGGCAGACAAAAUGUGUAUUGGAAGGCAACACUCUGACAAAGUUGGACCCUAGUCUUGUGGAUGGAAACCUCUCCCAUUUUCUGGGUGCAGUGGGAUUAACUGGCUUGACUGCUUUCCUUGGUGUAAAAGAGAAAGGUCAUGUGAUCCCUGGUGCUAAUCAGACGAUGGUUGUCAGUGGCGCUGCUGGAGCUUGCGGGUCGUUGGCUGGACAGAUCGGUCGAUUCCUCGGCUGCUCUCGCGUCGUUGGGAUUUGCGGGACGGACGAGAAGUGUUCGUUAUUAACCUCAGAUUUUGGUUUUGACGCCGCAUUGAAUUACAAGGAAAAGGGUCUGGCAGAUAAGUUAAGAGAAUGCUGUCCUGAAGGAGUAGACGUCUACUUUGACAAUGUCGGAGGUGAAAUCAGCGACGUGGUUAUUAGUCAGAUGACGAAGAACAGCCAUAUCGUUCUAUGUGGUCAGAUCUCACAGUACAACAAGGAUGUUCCCUAUCCACCUCCUCUACACCCUCAGACAGAGGCCAAUCUGAAAGAACGCAAUAUCACAAGGGAAAGAUUCAUGGUGUUAAACUAUGCAGAUCAACAUGAAAUGGCUAUUCAGCAGCUGAGUCAGUGGUUGAAGGCAGGAAAAUUGAAGGUUAAGGAGACGGUUGUACACGGAAUUGAGAACACAGCAGGAGCUUUUGUGUCCAUGAUGAAAGGUGGAAAUAUCGGAAAACAGAUUGUACAAAUAUCCGGAUAUUAAUAAAUAAAUGCUGAUUGUCAGUGCUGUCACAUUCAUUUUGUUAAGGCUAGGCCGAGCUUCUAAUAGGGGACAGAUUAACAUUACUUUUAUUUAGAAUUGAUAACAGAAGCAUGAAGCAUACUGGACGGGACAUUUCAUAGGAUAAUUCACAUAAUAGUCACUUCAACUGAAAAUAAUUUAGAUUUUUAUUACCGUACUUUGGCAUGAGGCACUUUGUAUGCCUUACACUCUCUGCAAAUGUCAGUUUGAUGUCAUAUUUAAAGGGGUACUCCGGUGGAAAACUUUUUCUUUUUAAAUCAACUGGUGCCAGAAAUUUACAGAUGUGUAAAUUACUUCAAUUAAAAAAAAAAUCUUAAUCCUUCCAGUACUUAUUAGCUGCUGA